GUGCGAACGGAAUUUAAUUUUGACAAUCGGAAAAACAACGCAUCUGAAUCGAUUUAUUUGCAAUUUUUGUUGCAUAUGAUCAUAUGAAUACAUUAGCUUGUUUUUUUUUCUAUGGGCUAACUAUAACUAAUGCUAGAAGACCUGAUUUUCUAUCGAAGUUAAUUUAUUUUGUUCGAAAUCAGUUUUUUUUUGAAAUCUAGUUUUCUUGGAAUUUGCUCAGGUUCAGAAUAGAACAUGCAAAAGUGCUAUUUAAAACCAGAUAGUGUUAGUUCUGCUCGCUGAACUGCAAAAACGAGACAAUAUGUUUUGAAUGAAUGAAAUUUCUGCUAUUUGAAAGCAUUUCGUAACUAAUUUGUGAACCAAAUGAUUUUUGCAAGUAAUUUUACCCGAGUGAUAUAAAUUUAUAGUGAGAAUUGAAGUACUCGUUUCACGAUUAUUUCAGAUUUAAUCCAAUUUGUUUUUUCCUUUUUCUUCCCUGUGUUUUCAGGUGGAUUGUUGAUUUGUUUUCUCUUAUCUCCCUACUCCUGCCUUAACCUCAACCUUUCUGCCCACUCACUUUGUUUGGUCCGGAUACAUACCGACUAAUGUGAUUGCCUUCACCUGAGAACCCAAAUCGUGAUUGCUGACGGAAAACAUUCCCCCACUUAAUUUCCUUCCUAAUUUAAGAUAGUCAAUUUUUAUUUUCCUGGAUCCAGUUUAAAGCUCAUUUAUACCCAAACAAAAAAAAUCUGCCAUUGAUUUGAUUUCUUUGCACUAAUUUUGCAAAAUUAUUUGUAAUCUUAGCGAAAAUGAUCCUCGUUUGCAAAAGCUCUUCCAUCAUUAGAGCGUUACAUAACAAACGCAAUGUUCGUUAUUAUUCGUAUUUAACAUCGCGUUUUGAAUCUCGUCGAAAUGUGUCGACAAAAAGUGCUUUACCCGACUGGUAUUUUGACACAACAGUUAACCCCUCGGAGCCUCUUUUCAACAAAGUUCUGAUCGCGAACAGAGGAGAGAUUGCGUGUCGGGUGAUUGCAACAUGCAAGCGACUGGGAAUUCCGACAGUGGCUGUGUUUUCGGACUCCGAUGCACAGAGCCUACAUGUUCGCUUAGCCGACGAGAAAAUCCACAUAGGAGCCUCUGCUUCGAAGGAUUCCUACUUGAGGAUGGAUCGGAUUCUGGAGAGUUGCAAGAGAACAGGUGCAGAGGCGGUUCAUCCUGGCUUCGGAUUCCUGUCCGAGAACACUCUCUUUGCAUCUCUGUUGAAGGAGAAUGACAUCGCAUUCAUUGGACCACCCAGUGCUGCUAUUAAAGCCAUGGGUGACAAGAUAGAGAGCAAGCGAAUAGCGGAGAGUGCGAGAGUGAAUCUGAUUCCUGGAUUUGACGGGGCAGUCGCAGAUGCACAGGAAGCGGUGAGAGUGGCAAAGGAUAUAGGGUACCCGGUGAUGUUGAAGGCCUCAGCUGGAGGAGGAGGAAAGGGUAUGCGGGUGGCCUAUAAUGACGAGGAGUGCAUCAAGGGGUUCCAGUUGAGCUCGCAGGAGGCCAAAUCCAGUUUUGGAGACGACCGAAUCCUGGUCGAGAAGUUUAUUGAAAGUCCUCGACAUGUCGAGAUCCAAGUACUGGGAGACCAACAUGGAAACUACCUCUACCUACACGAGAGAGAAUGUUCAAUUCAGAGACGAAAUCAAAAAGUAAUCGAAGAAGCUCCUAGUCCAUUUAUAGAUCAAAAUACACGUGAUGCAAUGGGACAACAAGCAGUGUCUUUAGCAAGAGAAGUUGGAUAUUUUUCAGCAGGAACAGUUGAGUUUCUAGUCGAUAAAAACAAAAAGUUCUACUUUCUAGAAAUGAACACAAGGUUGCAAGUUGAACAUCCUAUAACGGAAUGUAUUACUGGAAUCGAUAUUGUACAGGAAAUGUUGAGGGUCGCCAAAGGCUACAAGUUGACAAAAAGUCAGUCCGAAGUCGCGUUGAAAGGCCAUGCAGUUGAGUGUCGUGUAUACGCCGAGGAUCCGACUAAGAACUUCGGGUUACCAUCUAUCGGACGAUUAUACAAAUACCGAGAGCCGAAAACCGACAAAGUUCGUUGUGAUUCGGGAAUUGAUGAAGGUUCCGAAAUAUCGAUGUAUUACGAUCCUAUGAUUUGUAAACUAGUUACAUAUGGCAAUGAUAGAAACGAAGCCCUAAACAACAUGACUGACGCGUUAGAUUCUUACGUCAUUCAAGGGGUGACUCAUAAUAUAUCACUCUUGAGAACUUGCAUUGACGAGGAGAGGUUCCGAUCCGGAGACAUAACUACUAACUACCUCUACGAAACAUUCCCAGAUGGGUUUCAAGGUCACUCGUUGAGCGCUACGGAUCGCAAUUACCUUUCGGCUAUUGCUGCGUUGGUUAAUCUUAAUCAGGAGUACAUGUUUAUGAAUAAAGAUUUAACUAAGCAUCUGAAACAAACGUCCCUGUCGGUUUGUUGUAACGAUGUCUAUACAAAUCUUGAUAUUUCGAAAUCUGAAGACGGUUUUGAAAUUUCAACAGACGAUGAACAAUUCACGUUAUCAAAUUUUGAUGCAAAUGAAUUGAUAAAUUGCAGUGUGAACAAAACUAAAAUUCCGAUUAUUCAACUUUUGUCACGUGAAUCGGGAGGCAAAGUUAGAUUGCAGUACCUUGGAACUGAGUUUGUCUUGACAGUCAUGACUCCAAGAAGUGCAGAAUUGUUGCAGAUCCUUCCAGUUAGACCAAAGCCAGAUUUGUCCAAGCUAGUGAAAGCGCCUAUGGCUGGAACCCUAGUUGAAAUUGCACUGAAAGUCGGAGACACUGUUACUGCGGGCCAGGAAGCAUGUGUUUUGGAAGCUAUGAAGAUGCAAAACUCGUUAACUAUAUCAUCCGACGGAGUUGUUAAGAAAGUAAACUUCGAAGCAGGUUCCACUGUUAAUAAAGAUGAUCUUAUUGUCGAGAUUGAAUAGAUUGGUCUUUUAAUUGUAUUUUGCAGUAUCAUAUCCAAGGGCAUAUUC
This is a messenger RNA of Symsagittifera roscoffensis, 2981 nucleotides long. RefSeq names its product propionyl-CoA carboxylase alpha chain, mitochondrial-like. Gene Ontology annotation, molecular function: propionyl-CoA carboxylase activity; ATP binding; metal ion binding. The record is from RefSeq and is a predicted model, not a curated record. Gene Ontology annotation, cellular component: mitochondrion. The transcript has 4 exons. The coding region runs from base 789 to 2933 and encodes 714 amino acids. NCBI's taxonomy places the organism in Eukaryota, Metazoa, Xenacoelomorpha, Acoela, Convolutidae.